UGUCUUUCAGUUCUCAAGUUGUUGUGCGCGUGCGUUGGUCGUCUUCGGCUUUUUGUCAACGGUAUUAAGGCAGAGUGAGGUUGGUUCGACGAACAUCGCGUUGCAUUUUGUGGUACAUUGAGAGAAAGAAAAGCAAUCGUUGUAAAUGAAAAUGGUUGAUAAAAUUGAAAUGAGUCUCGACGACAUAAUCAAGCAGAAUAAAGGUAAUAGAACUCGUGGCGGACCGAGGCGAGGACGCGGAGCCGGGACUUCUCCUCGUCGUGGAAUUCGCGGCGCUACGCGAGCAGGAGGCGGCGUCAUGCGAGGACGAAAUCGAGGCGGCAUCACUCGAAGUUCCGCUGCUUACACCAGAGGAGAUGUAAACAGUGCGUGGAAACAUGACAUGUUUGAUGGAGUCAAAAAAGUUGGCCGUGGUGCCAUUGGUGGCACUGGAGUUACCAAACUUCUGGUUUCGAACCUAGACUUUGGUGUCUCAGACUCUGACAUUCAGGAACUGUUUAGCGAGUUUGGUCCCCUAAAAUCAGCCGCAGUGCAUUACGACAGAUCGGGCCGUUCUUUGGGCUCUGCAGAUGUAAUUUUUGAAAGAAGAGCCGAUGCAAUUAAGGCAAUGAAACAAUACAAUGGAGUACCUCUCGAUGGCCGUGAAAUGAAUAUCCAGGUGGCAACGUCGGAAAUUCCUGUUCCAACAUCAAUCCGAGGUGGUUCGAGGAUCGGCGGUAACACCUACACACAGCGACCGCAGACACGUUUCCGGGGCACUCGUGGUACCGGUUCUGCCAGAGGUCGUGGAACGGCUCGACGUGGCGGAGGUCGUGGGAGCGGUAAUCGCACCCAGACGAAGACGCCCACGGCAGAGGAAUUGGACGCCGAAUUGGAAGCUUACGUGAAAGAAGUGAAGUAACGACCUCAGAGCGACUUAAACGAAAAGAAGCGACGCGUUUACUCCCUUACUUUUGAAGAAAAACCAAAAAAAAUAUAUAUAUACGUAAUAAAAAAAGAAAAUACGAAUAGCCGCGAAUUCUUACUUAAAAAUCACCUACAAUAUAGUAAAUCGUGUGAUACGAUAUCAAGAGGACAAAGAAAAUCAGAAUGGAAUAAUCAAUUUCGCGAAUCUCCGUGUUUCCGCACGGAUAAAUCCUUGACAAAGAAAAUUUGUUUUUAUUAAUGGACGUUUACCCGCUAAGUAAUAGAAGAACUCAUAAAAGUGAAGCGUUGCAAAAGAAAUAAAGUUACGAAUUAGUUGCUUAGGGACACGACUAGCGUGUAAUACAAUCUAAUAAAAAAAAAAGAGGAAAAAAAGUACAUAAACAGAAAAUACUUUGAAGUGUGUAGCGUACAGGAAUGUUAGUGCUAUGAAGAGAGAGAGCGAGAGAGAGAAAGAGAAUUCUGCAUGAGAGGAUGAAAGGGCAACACGAGUAAAAACAGUGAACUAAUAAUACAUUUCCUAGAAAUAACUUAGUUACGUCUUUAUUUGUUUUUUUUUUGUAAUUAUGCAUACGCCAUUAACAAAUGCGCGUUACCAUGUAACAUUUAACAAUUCCCCCAACCAUUUUGAAAGUUCAGAGUGAGAACAUGCAUAAAAUUACGUUGGGGGGGUGGCAUGAAUUUGGGAGUGACAAAAAAAUGACGGAUGUAUCAAAUUUUUUGUAUGUAAUGAACCAUACUGUGCGUGUGCGACAACACGAACCAACAAAUACACCAAGAUUCAUCUCGAA
Messenger RNA from Cephus cinctus (wheat stem sawfly), 1715 nucleotides. It is a transcript of the gene Ref1, whose product is annotated as THO complex subunit 4. The record is from RefSeq and is a predicted model, not a curated record. The transcript is spliced from 5 exons. Gene Ontology annotation, molecular function: mRNA binding. NCBI's taxonomy places the organism in Eukaryota, Metazoa, Arthropoda, Insecta, Hymenoptera, Cephidae. The coding region runs from base 146 to 901 and encodes 251 amino acids. Gene Ontology annotation, cellular component: nucleus. Gene Ontology annotation, biological process: mRNA export from nucleus.